Cyanistes caeruleus (blue tit) is the source of this 1239-nucleotide messenger RNA. Lineage: Eukaryota; Metazoa; Chordata; Aves; Passeriformes; Paridae. The record is from RefSeq and is a predicted model, not a curated record.
CAUUGGGACCGGCUGCCCAGGGAGGCUGGGCACUCUCCCUCGCUGGAGACAUCCCAGAACAUUGCUAUCCUGUGCAAUGUCCUCUGGGACGACCCUGCUGGAGCGGGGAGGUGGGACCGGAUAGACCGCUGUGCUUUUCCUUGGGAAUCAUGAACACCCGGCAGCAAAGCAAACUUACCUACUCCUGGUAUGGAAAACCCUUGAGUUCAGACAGAAAGCUGAGGACUUCCCAGUACAAGGGGAUCCUUAUUACAUCAGAAAGCAGCAAAACAAAAACCUGUAUACAGCUCGGUGACUUUAUUUUAGUAGAAGGGUUGAAUGCAGAUCAGCCUUACGUGGCACAGCUCAUGGAUUUAUAUGAAGAUGGUGCUCAGAACAAACGUGCAGUUGUGCAGUGGUUCUGUCGUUUGGAGGAGAUACCUCAGAACAAACGGAAGCUGCUGAAAAGAGAGAUUUCUGCCCAGGAGGUGUUUUAUGAUCAAGUUCUUGGCUAUGACACUGAUAUAGCUGCAGAGACCAUUAUUAAAAGCAUCAUGGUAUUACCGCUACAUCUGGGUGAGGAGCUGCCUAUCAUUACAUUAAACAAGGAACAAACUUUCUAUGUCAAACAGUCUUGGGAUGGGAAGUGCUUUAAGAUUUUGUCCCCGGACACAUUCUCUAAGCUGAAAGAAGCUAACAAGCAAAGAGGUGUCAUCACAAACUCUUCAAAAGCAUUUAUUCCUUCAGAUGUCCUUACACCUUUGAAAAAAGAGACAAAGAAUGUUGUUCAGAGUGCCACAAAACCAAAAAACGUUGACAUGGAAAUAGAAUCCAGACAUUCUACUUCUAAGUCCUCCCUUGCUAAGGAGAGGCAUUCUCAAAGGGUGGCUAAUAAUGACAUCAAAACCCCAACAGCAAGGAAGAAGCUGGAGUUAAACAGUCCCACAAGAUCCAAAGGCAGGCUGCUGGGAUGUGAAGUUUUGGGUCUUUUGGAUGAUGACUGUGAUGCCGUAGCACCAUUAGAAACAUCAGCCACUAAAAGAAAAGUGAAAUUCACAAGUGGAAUUUUGGGCUCACCACCAAAGAUCCCCUGCAGCAAUAAGUCCAAGUCAGCAUCUGAGACUGCAGGGGAGUGUCAAAGGUUCAGUGACGCGUUACGAUUGUCCCCCUACACUAAGGUCAGAGAUUUCAGUGAGAAAGACAAGAAUCUUCAUGAGAAAGAUGACAUUCUAUCGUAAGUGACAGCAUUUUUGUCAUUAU